AUGGGCUGGAAUGAGAAUGUGUGUUUAGAUAGCGGAAAACCGUGUGAAAAUGUGCGUAACGAUGAAGACGAGGGUUCUUGGGAUGAUAACGAGAGUGAUGAGGAAGACGAUGGUGAUGAAUAUGACUCUGAUUAAUAAUUAUGUCGGGAAUAAUUGUGUUUUUGUUUUUGUUUUUGUUUUUGUUUUUGUUUUGUCAGAAUUGAACACACAAGCAAAGCUAAAUAUCGUAGCUUCGGUUUCAUGUUUUUGAAAUUCACGUGACCAGCAUAAUUUAUCGGAAAGGAACAGUUUGAGCUAAAAGAUUUUUCUACGCUGUCUAUGAGGUACAGCAUAGCAUUUAGAGGUUUUUGGAAGCUCGAAAGAUUCUUUAGUAAACCAUCCUCAAGUCCAUGCUCAUUAAGUCGCGUGACUGAUGUGGUGACUCACAGUUACUAAACAUAUCAAAGAGAACAUAGAUCUAUAUAAUUGUUGCUGUUUUUCCAUAAUAAAAGAUGUUAUUGGAUGUUUUAUGUAGUAGCCUCGUUUUCAUGCAGGGUCUACGAAGGAAUUUGUAAAAAUAUCCUCUAAAAAGCGUUGGAGCAGGUUGCAAAAGUGGCAACACGACUCUUCUGGUUAUUUAAGGUCCCCUGAACAUAUCUAG
Molecule: messenger RNA, 640 nt
Organism: Pocillopora meandrina
Lineage: Eukaryota; Metazoa; Cnidaria; Anthozoa; Scleractinia; Pocilloporidae
Source: the annotation of a GenBank genome assembly